AUGGAGAAAGGAAAACAGAAGCUAUCAGGGAUGCGUGUGCAGGAAAUGGGCUGCUAUGGACGUGACAGCAUGCCUUGUCAUGGGAGCAGGAAGCCAGGAUGUUGUGGUCCAAAAGGGGGAUUUAUGGGAGGGGGGCUACCUGGGAGUAUGGCAGACAGGCAUGUGACCCUUGGAAUUGUUUCAGUCCCGCUGUGCAAGGAACAGCUGUCUAGAGUGGUGGAGAUCUUGUGGUCAAACACACCCAGUCGAAUGAGGCUGCCGGGCACCCACAAAAGUGUUAGAAGAGUCGGCGAUGUGCGAAUGGGCCCGUUUGGGAUUUACACUUGA
Molecule: messenger RNA, 327 nt
Organism: Ostreobium quekettii
Lineage: Eukaryota; Viridiplantae; Chlorophyta; Ulvophyceae; Bryopsidales; Ostreobiaceae
Source: the annotation of a GenBank genome assembly